CGUGAGUCUCACCGGCGUGAAACAUGUCAACAACAAACCCUCCACCCGCGGCCCCGAGCCCCGCGGCCCCGAGCCCCGCGGCCCCGGACCCCGCGGCCCCGGGGAUGAACGGGGACGGCGGGGCGGGGGACCGGGAGCAGCUGGAGGGUUACGCGGAGUUUGAGGCUCUUCACGCGGCCGCGCUUCAGGCUGCGGGGCUCCCGAGGAUCUACUGGAAAAGUCUGCACCGCAAGAUCCACGACGAGGUGUUCGACGCUGGAGAGGUGUUUGGGAUCGUGCAGAUUCACUCGGACUCGGACUCGGACUCGGCCCCCGGCAUCAUCGGGUCCAAGGUGGUGGUGACGCGGGCGAGCGGCCUCCAGACGGACGACCCCGACAGAGUGUACUCGGAGCUCUCUCAGGUCAGUAAUAAUCUGACUCACCCUCGGUUUAAGUUGACGGACGAUCAGGACGAGGCCGACGUCAUCUGGGCCUACAACCACAUCAAGGACUUCAGGACUCUGAGUGAACUGCGUCCUCACGUCCUGCUGAACCAGUUCCCGUGCGAGAGCCUCCUCACGGUCAAAGACUGUCUGUCCGCCGUGUCCCGCCGGGUCAAGUCCGACUGGCUCCCGCUCACCUUCAACCUCCAGACCGAGCUGCCGCAGUUCAUCCGCUGCUUCCAGACCAGAGCCCAGAGAGGUGAAGACAACCACUGGAUCUGUAAACCCUGGAACUUGGCUCGAGGUUUGGACACUCACAUCAGCAACAACCUGAACUGCCUCAUCCGACAGAGAGAAAGUACACCAAAGGUUGUGUGUAAGUACGUGGAGGACCCGGUGUUGUUCCGUCGGGAGGAGGUGGGGCUGGUGAAGUUCGACGUCAGGUUCAUGUGAUGCUUCGGUCGGUGCAGCCGCUCAAACUCUACACAUACAACGUGUCUGGCUGCG
Messenger RNA from Boleophthalmus pectinirostris (great blue-spotted mudskipper), 929 nucleotides. RefSeq names its product tubulin--tyrosine ligase-like protein 12. Gene Ontology annotation, biological process: protein modification process. NCBI's taxonomy places the organism in Eukaryota, Metazoa, Chordata, Actinopteri, Gobiiformes, Gobiidae. The coding region runs from base 24 to 875 and encodes 283 amino acids. Gene Ontology annotation, molecular function: ATP binding. The transcript is spliced from 6 exons. The record is from RefSeq and is a predicted model, not a curated record.